AUACCAGAAAUUUUGGAGAACAUCUUUGAAGAAAACUUCUGUUGCAAUGGCAUCAUCCUGUCUGCAGAUUUGUGCAUUGCUGCUGGCUUUAGCAGGAUUUGCUACAUCACUUAUUACUGCCAUGUCCAGCAGAUGGAAGGUUUUGGACGCCACAACAGAGCUGGUUACUGCAGACUGGGUUUCUGAAGGUCUUUGGAUGGACUGUGCAGCAACUGCUGUUGGAUCAGUAGAGUGCAAGAAAUUUCUCUACAUGCUGAGUUCAGACCCUCACAUUCAGGCAUGCCGUGCCCUGAUGAUUACUUCCAUCCUUUUGGGAUUCUUAGCUGCAGUACUCUCACUGCUUGGUAUGAAGUGCACAAACAUUGGGUUGAGUGAUGAAGACGGAAAAAUGAAGUUUACUGUCACAGGAGGAUUUCUUUUUAUUUUAGGAGGUCUCUGCUCCAUGGUGGCUGUUUCUUGGUACGCUGCAAUGGUUACUGCUCAGUUUUUUAACCAACUGUACGCUGGAACCAAGUACGAACUAGGAGAAGCUCUGUACUUAGGCUGGACUGGAUCUAUCCUUUAUAUACUUGGUGGGAUCUUACUGACCUGUUCAUGCAGAGGGAAGGAAAAACAGAAUUACAGUCCCAAGAAGUAUGCAUAUUCAGCAGCCCAGGCAGCUUCUCAGCCACACAUGUACCCCAGGAGCUCUGAGUCAGUCAUAAGCAACAAGGAGUAUGUCUGAGCUUCCAUCCUGCAUCACCUGUAGCGUUAGUGGGUUAUGGACUCCAGUAAAGAAGUGAGCUACUUCUUUAUUCUGGUUCCAAGUUGCAAACCUAUGCCUUAAUUUGGAGCAGUACCAGGAGGAGGUAUGGCUUUCAAUGUAAAUAGGAAUGGUUUUCAGAUGUAAAUAGCUUUCUACAGAAGACAUUGUGACGUGAAAUCCUGUGGCAUGAAGGUUUUCUGCAUGCUGAGAAGCCUGGUAAAAUUUAACCAGAGUGCAGGAUAUGCUGACACUCAAGAGCAAUGGUUCCUAUUUCAGCUGACUCAAACAUGUGGAACUGAUAGCUGUAUCUGACUGCAAGUUCAUAUGCCUCACAGUUAGAAAUGUGUUUUGUUUUCAUUAAUGUUUAGCUUCCUUUUUUUUUGUUUAGCAGCUUAAGCUUUUGACAAGAAAUAAACUUUGUUCCACAGACUGAAACAGAUUCUUUGACAAGUGGAAUUCUCUAAUAAGGAUCUUAUGUUAUACUGAAAUUCUUAUUAUUUAUGAUAGUCAAGGUUUAAUAAAAGCUACAAAAAAUUUUCUAGCAAAUCUGCUAGAAACACCCUCAAAUCUGCAGAUGUGCAACAAAUUUCUUGUUGGUUGUAAUGCAGAUACAGAAGAUAAACGAUACAGAAUGAACAAAACACAGUUGGGAGUGGAGAAAGCAUCUGCUGUGAAAAUGCCUCGUGGUAACUAAGAAAAUGAUAGCCUGAAAUUUUUAUUUUUAUUUCUAUGGUUUCAGCUUUUAAAAUAACACUACUUUAACUUUGAGCAGUCUUUAACUUUGGGAACUUGUACUGCAUCCGAAUUGUCUAAUUCAUGUAAUUCCCCAGUGGUUGGAUUUUCUGUCAUUGUUCCAUCAUUAGAAUUUCUGCCUUAAACUCCUCCACAGCUGGAAGCAUAUGUUUACCUUGUGUGAGCACUUAGGCAGAUGGCAGUGAACUAACCUUACUUCAUGUUUAUGCUUUCAGCAGGGUGGAAUGGAAUUUCAUCCUGCAGGUUCUCGGGUUCCAUAACUGUCCCUUUUAAAUUACAAAUGUGUUCAUACAGUUUGACAAAACUCUGUUUUGAAUGGCUGACGAUAACACAGAGCAGUCUGAUCUGGAAGUUUCAUGCCCAAUAGAUAAUUUCAGAGGGCAACCUGUAAGCAGUCUCAGCAGAAAUGAUUUAGCCAUGCUGCUUGCAUGCAGGAACAGCUGACUUGGAAACUGACACAUGAAGGCAUGAACUGGGCCUUGUUUUACUUAGUAAGUAAAGCUAAAAGGAGUGGUGAUUGCUUCUAGAUUGCUAGUGUCAUCUUCUUCCCUCCACUAUCAUCUGCAGUUUUUAAAAUAAUUCCUUUGGUGUUUUAGAGAACAAUUUCAAAAGCUGAAAAGGCACUAGCCUGCAGGGUGGGACCAUCACCUGCAUAUUCCUCUGGAUUUUUAGGUGAUUUGUGAAGGUGCUUUGGUCUAGUUGAACUUAAGGAAAAUCACAGAGACAAAGCAUCAACCACUGUCAGUUUCCCACCAAAGGCUGUGUCAGCUCAUUAAGAUGAAUUAUGAUCCAGUAGGUGAGAGAGAAAUUCAGAACUUCCUUGGUCUGGCAUCAUGUCUUCUAAUGGCAUCGCUGGGAAGUUUACUUUAAAAACAGGAAUAAAAUCCCUGUGUGGGAUUCCUUCCCUCGUUCAGUACAUUGUUACCAUACUCAGAGGCAUUCAGGGGAAAAUCACUGCUGAAGAUUCCAUGCCUUUCUCUGGUUUGUUUAC
Messenger RNA from Onychostruthus taczanowskii (white-rumped snowfinch), 2489 nucleotides. RefSeq names its product claudin-19-like. Gene Ontology annotation, biological process: bicellular tight junction assembly; cell adhesion. The transcript is spliced from 5 exons. Bases 47 to 724 code for a protein of 225 amino acids. Gene Ontology annotation, cellular component: plasma membrane; bicellular tight junction. Gene Ontology annotation, molecular function: structural molecule activity. NCBI's taxonomy places the organism in Eukaryota, Metazoa, Chordata, Aves, Passeriformes, Passeridae. The record is from RefSeq and is a predicted model, not a curated record.